GUGCAAAAGCUGUUUCUUUUUUUUUUUCCAGUGCCUGAUGUAAAUUCUGCAAGGAAAGAGAUUAAACAAUUGAAACGCGCACAAGGAUAGAUUUAGGAUCGACAUUAGCAAACUUCAUCUAUACUUAGUUACAUCAAUUAUGCCAACUGGCUUCACCUUCACACUGAUCUCCUUUGCAGGAGCAGUACUCGCCUUUUUGUUCACUACUUUGUCGCUUGCAUGUGGGCUUUACUACAUGGCGGAGCUUGUUGAAGAAUACACAGUUUGGACAAAAAAGAUUAUCAAAGGCCUUACAAUGGUGGUUGUAGUCCUUCACAUCUCAUUAUGGCUUCUGGAUGGUCUGCCCUUCACAAAAAUCUUAUUCUCGCUUGGAUGCCAUGCCGUCUACAGCUUUAAUCUUACCAAUUUUCCUUUCAUUAGCCUUACAAGCGUUCCUUUCCUUCUCAGCUGUGUUCUUGUUCUAGUUGAUCAUUUCAUGUGGUUCCAGUACUUCUCUCGCCAUUACCACACCUUUGCCAGCAUUGCCAGUUUCUUUGGAAUCUGUGUGUGGAUGGUCCCAUUUGCCUAUUUUAUCUCUCUCAGUGCCAAUGACAACGCGCUGCCGAGCUUUGACAAAUCGCAGCAAGAUAGUAAGCAAAAGAAGAAUGGUAUUCUCAAAUCUCUUUUUGGCGCUAUGCUGAACAAGAAGGAUACAGUAUUGCCAGCUGUUGUUGAAACACCCCAAUACUCUGGGUUCGCUGGCUCCUUGGGAUCAUCGAGUCGUCCAGGUACUCCUUUUCUCUCUCCAUCUUCAUCCUCAACAACAACUGCAGGACCAGUCUAUACAUCUUUCAACCCUGAGAAAAAUCAGCUUAGACCAGAAUUUUCCGUAUCACGUCCAAGUAGCAGGAAUAGUAAUUACGGACAUGCGCAUGAAAGUGCGCAUGAACAUGAGUACCAAAACACUCCCAGUAGUACCUAUGGUGGGCAGCAGUCUUAUUCAAGUAGCAGCAGUGCGGUCUAUGGGCAUUCUUCAUCAACAAUAACAAACCGUUUCUAAAAGUUUUUCUAGCCUUUCAAUUAAUAAUAAAAUAAAGCCAUCC
Lobosporangium transversale is the source of this 1082-nucleotide messenger RNA. RefSeq names its product transmembrane adaptor Erv26-domain-containing protein. Gene Ontology annotation, cellular component: endoplasmic reticulum membrane; COPII-coated ER to Golgi transport vesicle; Golgi membrane. Gene Ontology annotation, biological process: endoplasmic reticulum to Golgi vesicle-mediated transport. Gene Ontology annotation, molecular function: COPII receptor activity. The record is from RefSeq and is a predicted model, not a curated record. NCBI's taxonomy places the organism in Eukaryota, Fungi, Mortierellomycota, Mortierellomycetes, Mortierellales, Mortierellaceae. The coding region runs from base 140 to 1039 and encodes 299 amino acids. The transcript is spliced from 4 exons.